Molecule: messenger RNA, 300 nt
Organism: Babjeviella inositovora NRRL Y-12698
Lineage: Eukaryota; Fungi; Ascomycota; Pichiomycetes; Serinales
Gene: RPL38
Product: 60S ribosomal protein eL38
Exons: 2
Coding region: 1-246 (81 amino acids)
Biological process (GO): protein-RNA complex assembly; translation
Cellular component (GO): cytosolic large ribosomal subunit; ribosome
Molecular function (GO): structural constituent of ribosome
Source: RefSeq, a predicted model, not a curated record
AUGGCAGACGGCGCCCGUGAAAUCAAGGACAUCAAGCAAUUCGUUGAAUUAACCAGACGUGCUGACGUUAAGACCGCUCUUAUCAAGGUCAACCAGAAGUUGAACGCCAACGGUAAGAAGUUCAAGCAGACCAAGUUCAAGGUCAGAGGUUCCAAGUACACUUACACCUUGGUCGUCAACGACGCCGCCAAGGCCAAGAAGUUGGUCCAGUCUUUGCCAACCACCUUGGAAGUCACCCACUUGUAAAUUUCCUAACGUUAUUUCCAAUUGAUAACACACAAAAGGUUUUUAUGAGGGUUU